Molecule: messenger RNA, 276 nt
Organism: Penicillium cosmopolitanum
Lineage: Eukaryota; Fungi; Ascomycota; Eurotiomycetes; Eurotiales; Aspergillaceae
Exons: 1
Coding region: 1-276 (91 amino acids)
Source: RefSeq, a predicted model, not a curated record
AUGAGUGGCUUAGAGCUUGUGUGUCCAUUGAUUGGGGAGCUUGCUGUAUUUGAUCCGGUUGAGUCUGGGAUAGUUGGUCUAGAGCUCGGAAUUCCAGCUGCAGGGCCUGAUGGCGUAGAUCCGCUAGGGAUAAGUGGCUGGGAGCUUGUAUGGCCGGCAGGAGAUGAGCCUGGAGCAUUUGGUCCAGUUAACUCUGUAAGUGAAGGUGUCGAGCCCGAAGAUUUGACCUCAGAGGAUCCCUCGGUCUCUGAAGCCCCGUCUGUCCCGGUAGAUUAA